AUGAAUUUCAUUUUGCCGAAUUCAACUCAUGGAGCCUAUAUUAGGCCUUCUUACUUGGAGGAGUACUUCGAUAAAAUGAAGAUUGUCGAAACGGUGAAUCUUUUCAUCAUGAUCCCAUCACUUCUUAUCUAUUAUUAUUUGUUUACGGCCCAAAGGAUUUGCCAUCCAAAUCUCACCACUCUAAUGCUCUCACAGCCAAUUGGAAUGACGAUUUCAACAAUUAUU
Mesorhabditis belari is the source of this 225-nucleotide messenger RNA. The record is from the annotation of a GenBank genome assembly. NCBI's taxonomy places the organism in Eukaryota, Metazoa, Nematoda, Chromadorea, Rhabditida, Rhabditidae.